AUGGAUCAGCAUGUUGAAUCAUUGGGACAGUUAUUCCCAGAUUUACCUGAGGUGAAGCUACGAAACGCUCUUACAAGUUCAAACAACGAUAUCAACUUAGCAUGCUCUAUACUGCUCAGCGAAGUAAAUUCGCAACCCAAGAACCAACAGACCGAUCAUGUGAGAGAGUUGAUGAGUAUGUUCCCAAACCUAUCCAAAGACUCUAUCAAAAAGGCUCUUGAUACAACAAACGGCGAUGUGGAUGAAGCCAUCCAAGAUUUGUUAUGUGUGAACACUUUAUCUUUGGAAGAGAGAAACUCCCAUCAAAGUGAGAAUAACCACCAAAAAGGCAACUCACUUCCGAAAGAUUCUGAUUGGAGCAAAUUGAAUGAUAACUUAGAGAUUGUUAUGAAAUACGGAGAUGUUCCAAGACAUAUUGCUCAGGACCUUUAUAUGGAACAAAGAUUAGAUCCAAUACGGGCAUUAAUCCAACUAAUAUUCACAUAUGAAGAACAGGUAUCAAAGUAUCAUUUAUCACAGUUAAGAAAACCGGUCAUAAAGCCUACACCUAGAGUACAAUCUCAGAACGGUUUCACACAUCAAAGGUCUCGAAACGAGAAACCAUCUCCAAAACCCGAUGUUGGUAUCCCAAGUAAACCAACGAAAUUCUUUCAAGAAAGGACAUACCAGUACGAUCCAUGUAAUGAACAGGCGCUAGCACUAGAUGAUCUCAUUCAAAGUGAUAAAAAACUACGGGCUAUCAACCACAAAUUUCUAGAAAGGGCUCUGGAGUACUUCAAUGGAGAAGUAGCUCCAACUGUAUCAUUGGCUAUUCUCAUAACUGAGCGGAAAUAUGCCAAAUAUACUGGCCAAUACACACUGAGUCUUGACGGUAAGAAUGCAAACGGGGCACAGUUCAAAUAUCAAAUAACACCAUUACGUGCUAAAACGGUUUCACCUAGCGUGCCAACAUUCACUGCUGCAGUGAUUCCUGGAACAAAAGUGAAGCAACGCACUGUAACAACAUCAUCACUUAGGAUCAAUGAAUCUCAGUUCCGGAACCCCGAACACUAUAAAACUGGUCUAAAAAUGAUAGAGAAUAUAAUGACAAGCCCCAAGCUAGAUUUUCAUGGCUGGUUCCCCGAAGAUGCUCAUCUAGUCACCUCUGAAUGUCUCAAGAGAUGGUGGAAACAAGAGUUGAGUUGCAGAGAACUUAAUAACCAACGCUUGAACCAAAUUCAAGUAAUGAACGUACCGAACAUAACAAUUAUCACCGGAAGAGGUUUACAUAGCGUUGGGGGUAUCCCAAAGGUGCGAAAACGUAUUCAAAAAUUCCUAACCGAGAAUAAUUAUAACUAUAUCGAAGAAUCAUCGCUUUUCGUUGUCAACGGGAAGAAGAGAAACAUCUGUAUAUAA
Molecule: messenger RNA, 1395 nt
Organism: Kluyveromyces lactis
Lineage: Eukaryota; Fungi; Ascomycota; Saccharomycetes; Saccharomycetales; Saccharomycetaceae
Gene: CUE2
Product: Cue2p
Exons: 1
Coding region: 1-1395 (464 amino acids)
Molecular function (GO): ubiquitin binding
Source: RefSeq, a predicted model, not a curated record